AUGGGACAAUAUGCUUCUGCUGAGAGAUACCUGUUGCAGGCAGUUGUGAUACGCGCAUCUUCACUCGGAGAGGAGCAUACUGAUACGUUGACGAGUAUGAACAACCUAGCGUCAACAUUUGGGAAUCAAGGCCGAUGGAAGGAGGCGGAAGAGAUAGGGGUACAGGUGCUAGAUAUAAGUAAGAGAGUCCUCGGAGAGGAGAAUAUUAAUACGUUGAUAAGCAUGAAUAACCUAGCGUUUCUAUAUAGGAAACAAGGCCGAUCGAAGGAGGCGGAAGAGAUACAUGUACAGGCGCUAGAUAUAAGUAAGAGAGUCCUCGGAGAGGAGCACCCUGCUACGUUGACAAGUAUGAAUAACCUAGCGGUAACAUAUAAGGAUCAAGGCCGAUCGAAGGAGGCGGAAGAGAUAGAGGUAAAGGUGCUAGAUAUAAGGAAGAGAGUCCUUGGAGAGGAACACCCUCAGACGUUGACGAGCAUGAACGACCUAGCGUCAACAUAUCAGGAUCAGGGCCGAUUGGACGAGGCGGAAGAGAUAGGGGUACAGGUGCUAGAUAUAAGGAAGAGAGUCCUUGGAGAGGAACACCCUCAUACGUUGACGAGUAUGAAUAACCUAGCUAACACAUGGAAAGACCAAGGCCGUCGGAAGGAUGCAUUGCAAUUGAUGCGAGAAUGCCUUGGUCACCGAAAGCGUUGCCUUGGAUCGGAUCACCCGGAUACUGAGUCCUCCUCUGCAUUAAUUGUGGAAUGGGAAGAAGAGGAUUCAUCUGAGAAUAAUGAGGCAUUGUCUACAAAAGAAGACGAAUAUGGGCAUGGUCUGGAGGAGUCUGAUAUUAUUUAA
Colletotrichum truncatum is the source of this 837-nucleotide messenger RNA. Its product is annotated as kinesin light chain. The record is from RefSeq and is a predicted model, not a curated record. Gene Ontology annotation, cellular component: kinesin complex. Gene Ontology annotation, molecular function: protein binding. NCBI's taxonomy places the organism in Eukaryota, Fungi, Ascomycota, Sordariomycetes, Glomerellales, Glomerellaceae.